AUUCACCUGAGUUGACUAGUUCUCUUACAGCUGUUCAAAUCAAACAUUUCCUUUGUGCAUACAGAAAGGUCAGAAACCCACGCUUCUGUUAUUAUUGAUGAAUGUAAGCAAAGGGAUUAGAGUAGGGUUUUUUGAUACAGUGUAUGUGCACUGUUAUGUAUUAUAUGUAUGUGACGUAAUGUGAUGGUAUUUGUUUUAUUUGCAGUUAAAUGUCCAGGGCCUAUAAGAAACAGAGACUUUGUCACUCAAAGGUCAUGGCUAGCAACAGAAAAGGAAUAUUUGAUUCUCAAUCAUUCAGUUAACCAUGAGUUAGUUCCAAUCAAGAAGGGCUUCCUUCGUGGCAUGUCCUAUCUCACGGGCUAUGUGAUGCGCCCUCUGGAAUCAAAUUCCAAGGGUUGCCAACUUUACUAUGUGACACAGUGUGAUCCUAAAGGCAAAUUGCCAAGUUGGGGAGUUAAUAAACUUACAACCAUGCUGGCUCCUAAGAUUAUACAACGACUGCAGAAGGCGGCCAAAAAUUACGAAUCUUGGAAGUCUAAGAAUAAUCCCAGUUUCAAGCCGUGGAUAUAUCCAGAACAGAUUACUAUACCUCGUCUUAAUUAUGACCACAUCAAAGCCUUCUCAGACAGUCUUGCACAAUCUGAAGAAUCCUUGGAAGAUGAAGAAAAUUUCAAAUUAUCCGAUUUUCAUGAUGAAGAUGUAUAAUAUUUGUGUAUAUACAAGCGAUUUAUCAUAUAUAGGGAAACUUAAUGAUGGUAAAUGCCAAGAUCUGUAUAAUUUAUGAUAUUAUAGGAAAGUAAUUUAGUUUUAGAAGGGAAUAAAAUAAAUUCUUGGAUAAUGCCAAGAAAGAACUGUACUUCCAAAGUUAAACAAAAACAUAAUAUUUAUACAUUAAUUGCUCAAAAUAGUUUUAAAACAUAACAUUUGCCAUGGUCUUCUGACAUGUGAUCUCUAAUGUAAUCUUUUCAAAAAUCUAUACACAUAUUAGAUGGAAAUCCCUUCCCAAAACCUUUUAUAUAAUCUUAUAUAACUCUAAUCUUUAUAUUAAUGGAUGAUGUUUUAUAGACACCUAAAAUUGUCUCUUAACUUCUUACUAAAACUUCGGUUGUGUGUGUCUUAUUUUGUGCAGGGGCUUGGGUCAUUUGGUAUUUAAGGCUAGGGUUUUCAUAGCGUAAUAAGCCUUAGGCUUUAAAAGGUUUCAUGUUAGGCUACAUUUUGAAGGGAAUCAUAUGGUCACUAUACAAUAACUGUUUUUAUUUAUUUAUUUAUUUAUUUAAUAUAAAUAUUUAUUUAUUCAUAAAUGUGUGACCAGACUUCAGAAGGACCCAAUUAUUCCUCUGUCAUCUGAUCACACAACUUUCCAAAGUAGUUGAAGGUGGCAAGUUGACUUCAUUUCCUCUUGCAGUUUUUUUUUUUUUUUUUUUUUUUUUUUUGUACAGUUAUUAUCGAUUUUAGAUGUAUAAGAAUAGUAAUAAUAACUUUCUUCAGAUCUUCAAGUAUCUUAACUUUAAAUAGAUCUCUUACCUAGUAAGACAUUCCAUUUUGAAAUUAAUCAAGAACACUAUGUCAUAGCUAAAUGAGACUCCAGAAGUAUUGAGGGUUUUUAGAAACUAAAUAUUUUGAAUGUAUUCAUUAUUAUCAAUUAUUUACAAUAUCUAAUGUAAUUUGCAUCUUGAUAUAUGUUAACUGGAGUUUGUUACCACACCUCAUAUAUACAGAGACAGAAAAGUCUGUUUAUAAAUAUAAACAACUACAGAUGGAGGUUUAAUGGUGAACAUGAAAUUUCACCACCAAAAAUGCUGUGAUGAGCCCUAGUGCAGGCAAAACCUGUCAUGAUGUGAAUAUAAAUUUCAUGCAAUUGACAAUCAAUUUUGAGACUUUUUGUAGUGAACGCCUAGGAUACUGUCAAAUGUCACUACACAAAUUGCUAUGUAUGCAAGGCACUGUAACAUCACAACAAAUGUAACACAUCUGUACAGACUGUUUUGUUGCACAAACAUGUCGCGACUGUAGCGUAUUUCAUGUCUUAGUUCUUGUCACGCCAUGAACUAACAAGCAGUCCUCAUAUUUCAUCAUAUUAAGUUUUACAGGAAGUCGUGCAGGGAUGGAGUUCGUGCCAUUUGAAACUGAAAUAUAAUCAUAUUGGGUUUGCUGUGACAGUCCUAUGUUCCAGAUCUUCCAA
This is a messenger RNA of Lingula anatina, 2182 nucleotides long. Its product is annotated as START domain-containing protein 10. Gene Ontology annotation, molecular function: lipid binding. The record is from RefSeq and is a predicted model, not a curated record. Lineage: Eukaryota; Metazoa; Brachiopoda; Lingulata; Lingulida; Lingulidae.